Messenger RNA from Ostrea edulis (European flat oyster), 1959 nucleotides. Its product is annotated as von Willebrand factor D and EGF domain-containing protein-like. Lineage: Eukaryota; Metazoa; Mollusca; Bivalvia; Ostreida; Ostreidae. The transcript has 11 exons. The coding region runs from base 264 to 1907 and encodes 547 amino acids. The record is from RefSeq and is a predicted model, not a curated record.
GAGUUCCGAAUAAACAGAUGACGACGAGACCGGAGGAAAAUGAUUGGUUUACCCAGUACAGGAGGAAAAUGAUUGGUUUACCCAGUGCAAUUAAUGAAUUAAAUCCCAGAUUUAAAGGUGUGAUUCCGAUUGCAUUUUUCACAACCUGAAUAUACAUUGGAAUAUUCAUAUGGUCCUGUAAAACCGUGAGUCUAUUAGAAUAACUGAACACGGAGAUUCAGUGUUGUAAUAAUUCUCACUAACGAGCUGCCAUAUCGGUCAGCAUGUGCGGGCAAUAUGUGUUGUAUUUAAUGCUGGUAAAUGGAUUCACUCUAGUGGCAAUAACAGUGACUCAGGACCCGUGUCAGACCGGGAAUCACCAGGAACUGGGAGACGCGCUAAAGAGAAGCCCGGAUUAUGCCAUGGACGCUACCCCAAUAUGUGACAGAUAUCUGCUGGAGGGUUGGUAUACAGCCCCCUCACGCGUCAUGCCGAGGUCUGCGCCAGGGCUGGGAUUCUGCAACACCCUCUAUCCGUACUGGAUGAAAGGGACGCCUCCAGCCGAAGUUGGACAAGAAAUAGACGUUGAAAUUUGUGGAGUGGGGUUUUCUUCCUGUGAUAAAAGCUUCACAGUCAAGGUGAAACGAUGUCCUUCAUUCUUGGUGUACAGACUCUUGCCUCUCGACUCCUGCAACUCGGCAUACUGCUUUGAGAAUACGGGGAAUUGUGUGUCAGAAACUCCCACAGGAAUCGAGGUUGUCUAUCAUGGCGUGUCAUAUACUUCUAAAACAGAUGGUGGGGUCAUCCAACAUGAACCCGUAAUUAAUCUGCUGUGCCGUUUCACGCCCCUGUUAGACAGCACGCUCUUUUAUCACGUUGACUGGUAUGUAAACAAGACCAGAGUUUUAGAAAAUCAAACAGUGGACUCCACCGCGUUAGACAAAGCUGUAUUCAGCACCCAGGAUCUGUAUGUCGCCGGAGAGAAGCUCGGCUGUUCGAUACACUGUAUAGUUGGAGCCAAGAAAACGAUUGCGGAAUCCCCCUGUAACAGUUCUUCGAGCGCCCUGUUUUAUGCUGGGAUAGAGGUACUGACGCCAGUUCUGAACAUGUCAAGAAAAGGCCAAACCACGCUUCGUAUUCGACCCACCAUUCCGUAUGCGAGUCAAACACUAGAAUUUCAAAAUCAGAAUGAGAAACUUGAAAUUUCGCAACCUCUUUAUAUUAAUUUAGAAUUUCCUUCCACUAUACAAAGUGCCUGUGUAGUUGACGGUACUAGUCCAAAUUUAUGCGAGAUGAAACUCCCAAGCUUUAAAUACAGCGAAAGACACAAGUACGGUAAUACAAGUCUCUGGUACAAAGAGUACGCGAUGACUGUCUACAACAGAGACGAUUUAGGGUAUGCGAUACAGAACAGUAUGAUACUGCGCCUGAAAACAGGAGGGCAAGGAGCAAAUGCAGCCACGGUGUUCGAACAAACAGCCCUGCCAGAUAUUCCGAUAAACAUCCACGACGAUUCCACGGAAUGGAAAGGACGGUACUGUUACUCCAGAGGUGAUCCUCAUAUGAGAACGUUUGAUGGCUACAAAUAUGAAUGCCAUCAUGUUGGCUGUGAGACAGGAAUCACCAUGGUGCUGUACGAAAACAAAGUUCACGAUCAAGAGGUUCAGGUGAGGCAUCAUAAAUGUAUAUACCCGAACGCACGCUGCAUCUAUACUCUGGCGGUCAGAUCCGGAAAUGACGUGUUUAUCAUUGACAUUCGCAAUAACACGAAAUACAUCAACUUCCCAAUUUGUGAGGAUAAGUCACUGAAGGUGGUGAAAGCGUCAGACAGGCGAUACAAGGUAUUUUUACCUACUGGAACGUAUGUUGAAGCUUGGAUUUACUUGAACUAUGCUGACUGGUUCAUGAACGUGAACGUGUUUCCAUAAAUGGCGGAUGUUGGCAACAGUUCCGGUUUGUGUGGAGUUCUAGGAGGCGGUC